This is a messenger RNA of Phasianus colchicus (ring-necked pheasant), 6787 nucleotides long. It is a transcript of the gene HIP1R, whose product is annotated as huntingtin interacting protein 1 related. The record is from RefSeq and is a predicted model, not a curated record. Gene Ontology annotation, cellular component: clathrin-coated vesicle; cortical actin cytoskeleton. Gene Ontology annotation, biological process: endocytosis; clathrin coat assembly; actin filament organization. NCBI's taxonomy places the organism in Eukaryota, Metazoa, Chordata, Aves, Galliformes, Phasianidae. Gene Ontology annotation, molecular function: clathrin light chain binding; actin filament binding; phosphatidylinositol-3,5-bisphosphate binding.
UAACUGGAUAUGGUUAAAGCCCAGAAAACCACAUGAAAUUGAAUUAGAACUAGCGACAAUGAGGGAAAAAAUUAACAAAAAAGGAAAUCUUCCAGUGCUACCAACACAACCCGAGAGCACGUCUGCAAAGGGAAGUGGGCACACAGCGUGCUGCAGUGCCAAGCUGUGUGGCACUGUCUCGUUCCUCAUGGGAACACCAGGGAUGCUUUUGUGCCACCUCGGUCCAGUGGGGAGCUGCUGCUGUAUUCAGACUGCACGCCCUGCACUGGCUGUCUCCAGUGGAGCUCUCCCCUUUGUGCUCCUGGCAGCAGUGUUAGCUUACAGCCCUGCUCUGCUGCUGUUGCUGCAGGUACGCAUUGCAUUAAGUCGGGAAAUGCUUGGUCUUCUUUCAAAAGAAGUUGGGUUUGCUUGGGGCACACUAAUGGGGCUCUCAGAGGAAAUGGAUGCUGAGUAGCCAGAAUGCCCUUACUUUGCUUUAAUACUCCUGUGUGGAGAUCUCUCCUUUCUCUACGGAGAUGGGCUUUAGGCCAAAAGAAGCAGGAGGUUUUGUAGAUCGAAACCAGCACUAUGACUUGCAUCCUGAAACCACUGAUGUUUAAAUGUUUCAGGAGCAAAUCCCCAAAAUUGCUGAGCACCGUGCUGAUGCAGCACAGCGGUAAGCACAUGCUUAGCCUACAGAAAUAAUCUCAUUUGCCUCAAGUGAGAAAGAACUGGCACAACCAUACCCACAACUCUCUGUAAAUGCACAGCAAGAUUUAGUGACCUGCAAGUCACUGGCUACUGAAUAAGAAGCAGUAUCUUCUCUUAAUAAAGGGCACUGAAUCAGCUGUGGUCAGUUCAAUCAUAAAAGGUGCAGGAGGAACGAACAUGUUUCAUACAGAAAAGUGUUUUUUUUUUUUACUUUAUUGCUUUUAAGUCACUUGAUGGCAGGUGCUGUGAUAAGCACCAGGUGAAUUGCCUACUGGCAAUGAUGCAGCCACUUUUAUCAGUUGAUCAUUUUUCCUUUAGAGGAAGAUUGAGUCGGGGAGAGCUGAUGAGCCACACAAAGGAGGAUAGCAACAGGAAAAAGUGCAGCAAAGCGUGUGCCACUGCUUGUGAACUGUGAGUCAGGAGGUGGCCAAGGGCACAAAGAUCACUCACUUGCAAAGCAAACCGGAAAGAUUUUUAUUCUGUAACACACGAGUGGUAUCCCUGAGGUCGUUGUCCGACUGUGCUGUGCUUUGCUUACCUUCUUAUCUUUCUGUUUGUCAGUGAGUCUGCAGGAUGAAAAUGUACAGUAAAAGAACAUAGAUGUGAUUGCUUAACGUAUUUUAGAGGAAAUGUUCCUGUCUUUCCAUACAGAUCUUUAACUUUCUGUAGAAAAUGAAGACGUUUCCACUACAGAAUGUUUUGAGUGCUGAAGAUUGUCAACCCACGUUGAGGUGUGUUCCAUUUUCAGUAUGAACUUUCUUGAACAAAAAGGUCAAAUAAGUAAAAACAAUGCUUUUGCUGCACCUUUCUUCACAUUUCACAUGCUGUCCAGCACACUGUUUUCCAUGGAUGGUUUCUUUUGGCUGCUCCCCCCAGAACCACAAGCUCAGGGCACCUCUGCCCCUGUGUUUUUGCUGAGCUCUCACCCUCUCUGCUGCCUUGAAUUAAUUGCAGUGAAAUACAACACUUGCACCAUAGUUUCUCCUUGUUAACUCUUCCACAUGUUUUUCCACUUCCUCUUUAAUUACCUCAUUGCCAGCCUGCUUUCUAUCCUCUGUGACUGGCCUCAAAAUGAGUGGAACCAUUUUGAUCGCUGCUGUUGUCGGCUUCUGAGCAUCACACUCUGCUUCUCUGUUCCUUUUUCAGGACAAAAGCUAUUUCCUAUUUUCAGGACAAAGGCUGUUUCCCACAAUAAUACACAUUAAUAACCUGCAGAGAACAUUUCCAGGCUCCAUACCCAGAGUUUAAUGCUGUGGGCAUGGCAGAAGUCCCCCAGGAGCAGUCCUUGAUGGUGGCACAGAGCUCACCUGCAGCAUCCCAUUGCCAUCACCAAGUUAAACCAGGACAGCAGAGCCUGGAGACAUUCAUGUGGGCUGUGCUUUCUGCUUAAAGGCGCUCGGUGGCAUCCCUGAUCCCCUGUGAAUUCACAGUGGCAUUUGAAUGGGGGUGGAAGACCGAGCUGAGGUGCUGCCCUGGGUUCAUAUUGCUGUGUUCUGGUGCUGAGUUUGGGCCCACAGAAAGCAGAACUCCUCCUGGCUCUGCUCACAACUGCUGCUGGCACGUGGGGGGGGCUUCGAAGCUGGGAGAAGCGGAUCGCUGGGGUUAAUUUAGUCUGUCAUUAAGUGACUUACAACCCACGUGUGCGCGGAAACUCCAGCUGCAUCGAGCUCGGCCGCCUGAUUUCUGGAAGCAUUACAAGCCCUCCAGGGAAUCACUUUGCUAUUGUGCCCUCCUCUUGAAUUAUUACUGAAGAAAACAAAGCUACCGUUCAGCUCACCGCGGGGGUGGGCGUGCUGCUGCCAGCGAAGGCCGAUAGGAGCGGGCAGCGACGGAGCUGCGGGUCCCUCCGCUGCCGCGGGCGGAUGGAGCCGUCCCGAACCUGCAGGGGCGGGCGCUGCCACCAGGGGGCGCUGCAGUGCGCGGCCGGGAGGAGCUGCGGGCGGCGCCGGAGCGCUCGGUGCCCGGUGUGCGCGGUGCGUGCUGCGCGGUGUGCGCUGCGCAGCCAUGAACAGCAUCAAGAGCGUUCCCGCACGGGUGCUGAGCCGGCGGGCCGGACACAGCUUGGAGGCGGAGAGGGAGCAGUUCGAUAAGAACCAGGCCAUCAGCAUCAGCAAAGCCAUCAACACACAGGAGGCGCCGGUGAAGGAGAAGCAUGCACGCCGGAUCAUUCUGGGAACGCACCACGAGAAGGGCGCCUUCACCUUCUGGUCUUACGCCAUCGGGCUGCCCCUGCCCAGCAGCUCCAUCCUCAGCUGGAAGUUCUGCCAUGUCCUGCACAAAGUCCUGCGUGACGGCCACCCCAAUGUCCUGCAGGACUGCCAACGGUACCGCAGCAACAUCCGUGAGGUGGGAGACCUGUGGGGCCACUUGCACGACCGCUACGGGCAGCUGGUGAGCAUCUACACAAGGCUGCUUCUCACCAAGAUCUCCUUCCAUGCCAAGCACCCCGAGUUCCCCGCAGGCCUUGAGGUCUCAGAUGAGGUCCUAGAAAAGACAGCAGGCACAGAUGUGAAUAACAUCUUCCAGCUGACAGUGGAGCUCUUCGACUACCUGGACUGCGAGCUGAAGCUGUCAGAAUCAGUUUUCCGGCAGCUCAACACCUCCAUGGCAGUGUCACAAAUGUCAGCAGUGCAGUGCCGCCUGGCACCCCUCAUCCAGGUCAUCCAGGACUGCAGCCACCUCUACCACUACGCCGUCAAGCUCAUGUUCAAGCUGCACUCCUGUCUACCGGCUGACACACUGCAGGGCCACCGGGACCGCUUCCACGAGCAGUUCCGCAGCCUCAAAAACUUCUUUAAGAAGGCCUCUGACAUGCUGUAUUUCAAGCGGCUCAUCCAGAUCCCCCGGCUGCCCGAGAGCCCCCCAAACUUCUUGCGGGCUUCGGCGCUGGCGGAGCACGUGAAGCCGGUGGUUGUCAUCCCUGAGGAGGCUCCUGAAGACGAGGAACCAGAAAACCUCAUUGAGAUCAGCACAGCCUCCACCACAGAGCCACAGGUCACCUCAGAUAUCUUUGAGCAAACCUUCGGGCCGCCCAACGGCAUUCGGGAUGACAGGGAUGCACAGAUUGAGAGCCUGAAGAGGGAGGUGGACACACUCCGUGCUGAGAUGGAGAAGAUCAAGCUGGAGGCACAGCGCUACGUCACACAGCUCAAGGCACAGGUGAACAGCCUGGAGGGAGAAGUGGAGGAGCAGCGCAAGCAGAAGCAGAAGGCACUGGUGGACAACGAGCAGCUCCGGGAUGAGCUGGAAAGGCUGCAGCAGGCAAAGCAUGACAGCGAGCGGUCCCUGCGGCUCUGCGCUGAGGCGGAAAAGAAAGCCAGUGCCACCGAGAUCCGCUACACGAAGCUGAAGGAGAAGCACAGUGAACUCAUCAACACUCACGCUGAGCUCCUGAGGAAGAACGCUGACACAGCCAAGCAGCUGACAGUGACACAGCAGAGCCAGGAGGAGGUGGCACGUGUCAAGGAGCAGCUGGCGUUUCAGGUUGAGCAGGUCAAGCGGGAAGCGGAGCUGAAGCUGGAGGACCAGAGUGUGCAGAUGGAGCAGCUGCGGCAGGAGCUGGAGGCACGGCGGGAUGAGUUGGACCAGGCCCAGCGCUCGCUUGGUCACGCCAAGCAGGCAGGCACGGAGCUCAGCGCCCAGCUGGAGACCCUGCAGGCUGAGAAGGAGCAGCUGAGGCGGUCGGUGUGUGAGAAGGAGCGCGAGCUGCUCUCAGUGCACAGCCUCGUCCAGGAGAAGGAGCUGCAGCUGAGCCAGGAGGCUGACAAGGCCUCCAAGGAGAUCUGCGAGCUGCAGGGCAGGCUGCUGGAGAAGUGCAAUCAGGAGCAGAGCUUGCAGCAGAAGCUGCUGGAUGAGCAGUUCAGUAUCCUGCAGGAGACAGUACAGGAGGCUGAGGGCAUCCUCCGUGAUGCAGUGGCCAAGCUGGAUGACCCACUGCACGUUCGAUGUACCAGCUCCCCGGAUUACUUGCUCAGCCGGGCAGAGGCAGCACUGGAGUCCACAGACGCCCUGGAGAGCGGGCACGCGCAGUACGUGGCCUCCAUGGCAGAUGCUGCAGCACUGGUGGGUGCCCUGGCCCUCUUUGCUCACCUGACAGCCGACACCAUUGUGAACGGUAGCGCCACAUCCCACCUGGCUCCCACCGACCACGCUGACCGGCUGUCAGAGACGUGCCGGGACUGCGGGCAGCGCAGCCUGGACUACCUGGGCAAGCUGAAGGACAAGCAGACGUUGGGAUGUGCUGAGCUGGGGGAUGUGCGACAGGCAUUGCGGGGCGUCCUGGGGCUGGCCCAGGAGCUGAGGCCGAAAAGCUUGGACAUCAAGCAGGAGGAGCUGGGGGACAUGGUUGAGAAGGAGAUGGCUUCCACCUCUGCAGCAAUUGAAGACGCUGUCAGACGAAUAGAGGACAUGAUGAGCCGGGCCAGGAAUGAAAGCUCUGGCAUCAAACUUGAAGUGAAUGAGCGGAUUUUGAACUCCUGCACAGACUUAAUGAAGGCUAUUAGGCUUCUUGUAAUGACGUCAACGAACUUACAGAAGGAGAUUGUGGAGAGUGGUCGGGGGGCAGCAACAACUCAGGAGUUUUAUGCCAAGAACUCCCGCUGGACCGAAGGGCUGAUCUCUGCCUCCAAGGCCGUGGGCUGGGGAGCCACACAGCUCGUGGAGUCUGCAGACAGAGUUGUCUUGCAGACAGGCAAAUAUGAAGAGCUGAUUGUCUGCUCCCAUGAAAUCGCUGCCAGCACGGCCCAGCUGGUGGCUGCCUCCAAGGUGAAAGCAGAGAAGAGCAGCAGGAACCUGGGCAAGCUGCAGGAGUGCUCCCGCAACGUCAAUGAGAUGGCAGCCAACGUGGUGGCUUCGACCAGGUCGGGGCAGGAGCAGAUUGAGGAUAAAGACACCAUGGACUUCUCGGGCAUGUCCCUCAUCAAGCUGAAGAAGGAAGAAAUGGAGACACAGGUGAAGGUGCUGGAGCUGGAGAAGUGCCUGGAAGGCGAGCGGGUGCGCCUGGGUGAGCUGAGGAAGCAGCACUACGCCUUGGCCGGGCCCUACGAUGUGGCGGAGGACGGGGAGGCUCGGCCAGCACCAGCCCCCAGAAGAGGCAUCCUCAAAAAGCCAGCCCUCGCCCAGAAACCUGGCCACAUCCCAGGGCCAGGGGGGGAGGUAGGAGCUGCAGGGUGUGAGCACAGAGCUGGGGACACGGCUGUGCUACAGGAGCCAUGAGCUGUGUCCCCUCUCAUUGCAGCCCGAGCGAGAUGCCAGCCUGCACCGGGCACACGCCGUCAACUUCUAGUAGGAUGGAGGGGGCCAGGCCUGCGCCAUCAGAGCUCUUACGUCUGUGUUUUAAACAGAUCGCCUUGCCUCUGGCGUGCCUUCGUGCGUGGGGGUCUCCUCCUCACCCGGCCUGAGAAACUGGAAUUAUUAUUUUUCUUAUUUUUUUCCAACCAAAAACUUGAUUUUUAUUUUAUUUUUUUUCCUCUCAGUUCCUCUCCAUAGAGCAGCCGGGCUCCCAGGCCUCACGGGAUGCCAGCCCUGCAGCUCGUUUGGUUUAAUUUAAUUUAGGACUUAUUUGGGUUGAUUUAUUUUUAUUUUUUUUAACUUUAUCAGCACUAGCCGCCUUCAGUAAAUGUAGCUCUACUGUACUGCUCGGACCCUUUUGAAGAAUGUGAGGUGUUUUUGAAGUAGGAAACUGUUGGGCUUUUCUUGCAGCUGUAUUUUUUUUAACUUCCCCUUCAGGAAUAUUUUGACCUCAUUUUGGUGUGGGAUCAGCAGAGGGGAAUGUCUCUUUUUACUGGGCUUUCAGAAGGGCGAAAGCAGUUCCUGGCACACACUGGCAAUAAGGAUACAAGCAUCUUUUUAUUUCCUUUUCUAUUUUCUAUUACUACAGCAACACCAGAGGAGCAGUUGCAUCAUGUUUUAUAUUUAAGAUAAUUAGCAGAAUUAAAUCUAAAUGUGGCCUGCAGGAACACAGGUCCAUUAUAUGUGGUGAAUUCUGCAGCAGUAAGGAAACCGAUGUGAGGAGACGUGGGGGCACAGGAAACACAGCUGGCUUAUCUUCUCUUUGAACUGCUACUGGAUGUAGGUUAUUAAAGCAGCAAUAUUUAAA